GUGAAUGUGUACAGUUGCGGAAGUACUAACGCCCCCCCCCCCUUCGCAUUAGGUUUUCCAAGGGAAGCCAUAUAAAAAGGAUUUAUUAUUAAUUAUAAAUAAAUUGUUAGUUCCUAAACCACAAAAUUACAUUUCUUAACUAUCCCAAAUUGUUCCCAAAUGAUUGGAAUUGGUUUCAUCCUGAAAUUGGUUAUUUGGCUGCUAGCUGUAUGUCCGCGGGCUACCUCUCGUUUUUUGCAUUUUUCUUCUUGCCUGGCUUUGCCCCAGCUGUUGAGGGGGGAGAAGUGUAGAACAGUAGAAAAAGUGAGAAUACAGUGAGAACAGAGGCUAUCGUAAUCUUGAUAAUUUUUACGUAAAUAAGUUUGAUAAAUAGUUGUAGCGUGUGAUUUAUGUGUCUGUGGGACUCUUGGUGAGGUAAAUAUGGAGUAUGCGGAGCCAGCUGACUCCAAGGAGCUCCUGGCCACCCUGGAGACGUACAGAAAGCUUGCCGAUGAUUUUACCAACCAUGACACUAUUUUAAAGGACAGGACAGUGCUAUCUUACCUCGCAUACGUCCUCGAAGUACCUGAUCCUGAUAUUGUGGAGCUGGCACUUGAUAUUCUCGAGAUAUUCACAAAAAAUGUUGAAAAUUACGUUCACAUAACCUCGACUUUUGGGGUACGAGAGGCACUCGAGGCUGUUAUCAACAAGUACUGUAUUGAUACACCGAAAUUAGCUAAACAUGCACAGAGUGUCAAGGAUGAUAUUGAGAGGAUGAAACCGCCUAUUUAUAAUUUGAGGAGCCGAUGUAGGAGAGUUAUUGAACCAAAGAAACUCAAGACUCAUGUUAUUGUGCUUCACGUCAGCGGUUUGUUACCUGAAACUAGAGCAGAGCUGGAAGCUACACUCAUUAGAAUUGAGGGACUUAUUUCACUUGUUCUCGAUGUCGAACAUCAGAGGGUCACUAUGAGAACUUUAGUUAAUGUUACUGCUAGAUCCAUUGCUGAAGCAAUUCAAGAAAACACUCAAAAUAUGGAAGCGAGAUUAGUUACCAGAAAUAAGUACAAUCAAGAAUUUUUAGUUAAACUGACCAGUGAAGAGAAUGGAGAAUCCAACGAUUUUCCCGAAUACUUGCCAGAGGAAGAGGACAACCAAGAGGACCAGAAAGAGGGUGUGGUGUCCCUCCUAACAGGCCUGAAACAGAGUGCCUCGACUCUCUACAAAUCAACCGCUGAAUUUUUGCACAAUUCGUUCUACUGGUGAAUCGCAGCCAUGGCACAUCCACAAAAAGAAUAUCAAAGAUGAAUCUUGAUCAGUCGUUUCUAUGCUCGAAGCAAAAACGACGGCUCUCAUCCCAUAGAAAAAUCAUGGCCCUCGUCCCCCGACUGCUAGUGAUUUUAUCUCCAUUCGUUCCUGUGACUGUUCAUCUAGCAUUUUAUCCAUUUAAACUAGUUUUGAUUGAUUUUUUUUUGUCUCAAAAAUUAAAACAGUAUUAAGAUAUGCAGCUGUUGAAGGGGCUUUCUUGCUGAUGAACUGGAUUAUUGUUAAUUCGUUGUUAUUGGAUGAUACCUGAAGACUGUGUUGAUGAACACGCAUUUUUGAUCAAUUUGGGACGAGACAAUGAAUGGGAAAUAAUCUGUUGAGAGUUAUUUUUUAAUCGAUUAAAUGCAAAUGUUGUAAUUAUAUAAUAGACUUUAAAUGUCCUCGGCGUUACUCAAUGAGAGAGUUUACAGUACUUUCUACAGAUGACUACUAAGACAACUCUUAGAGGCUUAUUUUGUUAAUUUCAGACAUCUGGAUUAAAUUGUUCAGAGGGGCUGGAUAAUCAUGAACCAAAAGAAAAUCAGGAGUAAAGAAACUUUACUAUUAGAGCUAAAUUAUUCAAAUACAUUACUCUUAAAUUAUUCGUACUGCUACAUGAAACAAUGAAAAAAAAAAGAAUUUCCAAGACGAACCAGUGGAAAUUUAGCUGCCAAUUUUUCAAUCUUGUUCGUACAGAGUUCAUUCUCUCGGCUGUCGUGCAGUUGUUACAAUAUCAAGGGAAUUUAUUGUAUUGUCAAAAUUGUACAUCAUACGAAAGAUAUAAAUUUCUAAGGCAAUAAUUUGUUGACUCUGCCGCAGGUACAAUAAUUCGUUAAACUUUUCAUUUAGAAGUUGGUUAUUUUGGAAUUUAAGGCACUCUAGUGCAUCAGAAUAAAAUAGUCAAUAGUAUAAUUCAAUAAUCUAAAUACACUGGAUUUGAGAGAUUAAUUCUCACAGCUGCUAACAUUUUCCUGAAAAUCAAAAAUCUUUAGAUCUGAAGUUUUUUUAAAGCUAUCAUUUCGCCAAUUGUUCAAUACAAUUCUACAAAAUUUUACAAUUAUUGCAUAGAUACUGAUUCGUCCGUUAUUUCGUCUCUAAUAAUUUAAUCCUACAUCAUAAAUUUUGGGCGGCACGCGUGUAUAUAUAAAUACUAUUCCUUUUGAAAUGAGUAACCAUAAUUGCACGAUCCUUCCAUAAUCAUUCCUCCAUUGUUACUUUCCCCUGAGCGAAAGGACCCCUAUAAAUUCCCCAGAAUCCUUUGCCAGGUUAUUAAUUCAUGAGAUCCAAGGAAAAAAACUUCAUAAUUUAUGUACACUCUUGUCGUAGUCGCAAUUGAAUAGAUUACUUUUAAUUUCUUUUUUCUUGUUUUGUACAAAAAGAAAUAAUGAGCAAACACUCGAGGAAAAAUUUGAGUCAACAUCAUCCUCACAGUCAUGCAUUCUUUACGAGAGAAAAACAAAUAAAAAGACAUUCAGUCAUUCACA
Diachasma alloeum is the source of this 2765-nucleotide messenger RNA. Its product is annotated as armadillo repeat-containing protein 1. The record is from RefSeq and is a predicted model, not a curated record. The transcript has 4 exons. NCBI's taxonomy places the organism in Eukaryota, Metazoa, Arthropoda, Insecta, Hymenoptera, Braconidae. Bases 421 to 1242 code for a protein of 273 amino acids.